AGCUUCUCCAUUCUGUCAGCUCUCCCGGAACAUCCAAGGCAAGACUGGCACCCAGGGCGCAGCAGUGACUGACCACAUACCCUCCCAUCUAACCCUUCCCUAGGAAUCAUGGAGUCCUUCAGUUCAAAGAGUCUGGCGCUGCAAGCAGAGAAGAAGCUACUGAGUAAGAUGGCAGGUCGAUCUGUGGCUCAUCUCUUCGUCGAUGAGACGAGCAGCGAGGUGCUAGACGAGCUCUACCGUGUGUCCAAAGAAUACACACACAGCAGGCCCCAGGCCCAGCGCGUUAUCAAGGACCUGAUCAAGGUGGCUGUCAAGGUGGCCGUGCUGCACCGCAGUGGCUGCUUCAGCCCCAGAGAGCUGGCCUUGGCUACCCGCUUUCGCCAGAAGCUGCGGCAGGGCGCCAUGACAGCACUCAGCUUCGGCGAGGUGGACUUCACCUUUGAGGCUGCUGUGUUGGCCGGCCUGCUGACCGAGUGCCGGGAUGUGCUGCUGGAGCUGGUGGAGCACCACCUCACACCCAAGUCACAUGGCCGCAUCCGCCAUGUGUUUGAUCACUUCUCUGACCCAGGCCUGCUCACGGCCCUCUAUGGGCCUGACUACACUCAGCACCUUGGCAAGAUCUGUGAUGGGCUCAGGAAGCUGCUGGAUGAGGGGAAGCUCUGAGAGCCCUGACCCCGGCACGUUCCUUCUUGGCAAAAUGGCUGACUGAGAAAAAAAACAGAUAAUGGGCUUUCUAACCCUGCUCAUCUGCACUAAUGCUUUUCAACCCUCAGGUUUCAGUCUUUCCCAAGAGUGCCUGUGACUCUGAGACCACCCCAUGCCCCACUGCUGGUGGAGAAAAAGCAAUGCAGAGGGUUGAGGCCUCUCUCCUACUCCAGCCCCAAGACAGGAAACAAAGCUGCCUGAAAAAGAUGAAGCGAAACUUGGAUCUCUAUUUUCCCCACAAGGGACCUUUCAAACAGGGAAGCCCCCUCCCCUCAGAACCAGGGGAAGAGGGCGUAGCCCAUCUCAUUCCUCUGGGGACACUAAAGACAGGCAGCGCAGGGAGCCUUUAGAGACAUCCUAGACCUUCAGUUCUAGGCGGGGUCUGGACAGAUACCAGAGACUCUGCUCCAGAGGGCAGGAAGAAGGGGCUAGGGCAGGGGAAAGUCUCACAGAGGAAAUAAAACUAUUAAAACAUG
This is a messenger RNA of Lipotes vexillifer (Yangtze River dolphin), 1181 nucleotides long. RefSeq names its product TNF alpha induced protein 8 like 2 (gene TNFAIP8L2). NCBI's taxonomy places the organism in Eukaryota, Metazoa, Chordata, Mammalia, Artiodactyla, Lipotidae. Gene Ontology annotation, biological process: regulation of apoptotic process; negative regulation of T cell activation; negative regulation of inflammatory response. Bases 109 to 663 code for a protein of 184 amino acids. The transcript has 2 exons. The record is from RefSeq and is a predicted model, not a curated record. Gene Ontology annotation, cellular component: cytoplasm.